Kwoniella shivajii is the source of this 1500-nucleotide messenger RNA. RefSeq lists its product as uncharacterized. NCBI's taxonomy places the organism in Eukaryota, Fungi, Basidiomycota, Tremellomycetes, Tremellales, Cryptococcaceae. Bases 1 to 1500 code for a protein of 499 amino acids. The transcript is spliced from 12 exons. Gene Ontology annotation, molecular function: pantothenate transmembrane transporter activity. The record is from RefSeq and is a predicted model, not a curated record. Gene Ontology annotation, cellular component: plasma membrane. Gene Ontology annotation, biological process: pantothenate import across plasma membrane.
AUGGGUAAACUUCAAAUCAAACUUGAGACUUUCUUCUGGGGUAGACCACCUACUGAUCCGAAAGAAAGGAGAUUGCUCUUGAAAUUGGAUUUGGUCAUUCUGUCUUAUGUCUGCUUAUCAUAUCUUGAUAGAGCGAAUCUUGCAAAUGCUUAUACAACCGGGAUGAAAGAGGAUCUGAACUUCAAAGGAAACGAUUACACAUAUGCAGGAUCAAUGUUCACUGCUGGAUACGUUAUUGGACAAUGGCCAUCUGCGUUAAUCUUAUCUUCAGGUAGAGUCUCACCUAGGUUCUGGUUUCCAUUUUGCAUGGUUGCUUGGGGUUUAUGUACUCUAGGUACUGCCUGGGCUACUACACCUUAUCAAGUCUGGGGAAUCAGAUUCACUCAAGCGUUAUUUGAAGCUUCGACAUUCUCUGGAACCCAUUACAUACUUGGAUCAUGGUAUAAAGACCACGAACUAGGUAAACGAAGUGCGGUAUUCGCAACUGCCGCACAAAUGGGGACACUUUUCUCUGGUAUCAUGCAAGGUGGUAUUGUCUCUCACUUGGAAGGCAAAAACGGUCUUCGAGGAUGGCAGUUCUUGUUCAUAAUCGAUUUCGCAAUCACUAUCCCCAUUGCCAUUUAUGGAUUCUUGAUGUUCCCCGGUUCUCCGCACACUACCAAAGCCUUUUGGCUAACGGAAGAAGAACGUGAAAUGUGUUUAAGAAGACUACCACAUACUGAACAUGUUAAAAUGACACCUAAAUCAUUAGGAAAAUCAAUGAAAAAAUUGGUAUCUGAUUGGAGAUGGUAUUUGUUCACUUCGUUAUUCAUGGUUUCUGCCACCGCUUUUGAGAAAGUUGGUGUUUAUACAGAAUUCAAUUUAUGGUUGAAAUCAGCUGGUUAUUCAAAACAACAGAUAUCAUACUACCCAUCAAUUUUCACCGCUAUGGCAAUCCUUUCAACAUAUAUAUUGACUCUAAUCUCAGACGAAACGAGAAAUCGAUUCAUAAUCAAUCCUAUAAUGUUUUUGGCCGUUUUUAUAAGUAGUAUAAUGUUACUCAAUUGGAAUCAUCUUAAUAAAUGUGCACAUUUCUUUGCGUAUAUCAUUGGUGGAUUAGGAUAUGCUGGACAAGCGUCAAACUUCGCUUGGGCAAAUGAGAUGUGUAGAGAUGAUGAUGUAUUGAGAUCAUUGACUUUAUUCUCCAUGAACUGGAAUCUGUGGUAUCAAAUAGUCGCAUGGCCAGUGGUUGAAGCACCAAGAUUCAGGAAUGGUCAAAUUGCAACAUUGGUCACAGGAGCUGUCUCUGUCCUUAUCGCAGCUGCAAUCUUAUAUUGUUCAAGAAGAUGGCCACCGGCAUUACCCAAAGCUGAAAUGGUUGAAGUGGACGGUCGUUUAACUACUUUGACAGGUAAAGGUCCGCAAGAUAAUGGGAAUGGUCAUAAACGAAUUACAGAUGAAGAACACGAAAGUAAAGAUGCCAAUAUCAAUGAUACGAUAUCGACUAUUAAGCAUGUCUAG